Molecule: messenger RNA, 2819 nt
Organism: Mytilus californianus (California mussel)
Lineage: Eukaryota; Metazoa; Mollusca; Bivalvia; Mytilida; Mytilidae
Exons: 1
Coding region: 57-2393 (778 amino acids)
Biological process (GO): signal transduction
Molecular function (GO): protein binding
Source: RefSeq, a predicted model, not a curated record
AUAAAGAAACAGAUAAAGACGGAAUAAAAAUAUAUAUCGAGUGAAAACAGUUAUUGAUGAUUAAUCAGUUUGAUAGCAUUUUAAAAAAUAGCGAAGCUAAGCCUUCAAGGAUGAGGAUUAACAUUAUUUUGAUAACAUUUAUCUUGCAGGUUUUCACAAUGAUUCAAGCAUUACCACAUAAUCAUAUUGAAGAAGACAUGCAAUCAUUAUUCAAUAGAACUGAUUUAAGAUGUCCAAUGAAAUGUAACAAGGUACCGACAUUGUUUCAGAUGUCCUGCUGUAUUUGUCAUUCCAAAUCAGAUGUUGAAAAUCUGGGACCUUUAGCAAUAGUAAACAAAAGAAACCAUUAUGGUUCGGAAAUUGUGAAUUAUGGAGGUAAACAUAAAUUUUAUGCGCUGAAUCAUCGACAUGGCCAUCUUGAAUUUAUGCCUGGGAAUACCUGUAAUUUUAAAGGAUUGUUCAUGAUAGAUUUGUCUUUUAACAAGAUAAAGACUUUAGACACAAUUUCGUGCUUGAAAAACUUAGAUACCCUGAUGCUUCGUGGCAACACUAUUCAGUAUAUGAAUAAUUACACGUUCGUGAAUAUGAGGUUCCUUCGUAUAGUUGAUUUAUCAAUGAAUAAAAUCAGUUUAAUGGAUCCAGGUUUUCUCUUUACUAUGAAUGGAAAUUUAUUUUACAUUAACUUAUCUUUUAAUGAGAUGCCUACUCUGGAUAUUACAAAUGCAAUUGCAACAAAACAGGAAUAUUUUUGUCUGGUAGAUUAUUCCCAUAAUACAAUAAAAUCCCUAACAAAUGACCAGACAUGGGUAUUAAAAUCGAAUUCCACAGUCGGGCACGGAGGAAUGGUGAAUCUAUCAAAUAACUCACUUACCUCGUUUUUUGAUGUGAAUACGUUGCGUUUUCUUGGAUUUGAACACCCUCUCCUAAUUGGAAGACUUAUGUUCUAUGGAUUUGACUUAAGAGAUAAUAAAUGGAACUGUGACUGCAAAGUGUUUCAAUUUGCCAAAGCAGCAGAACGACUUGUACAGGUAAUGACAAGGGAUUACUUUGACGUUAAAUGUUAUUCCCCGAGAACCUUAAAAGAUAGACUAAUUGUUACAAUAAUAAAAGAACGUCAAUAUGAUGGUUUGAUUUGCAAUUUAUCGUUAGCCGAAAAGUGUCCACCGAGAUGUCGCUGUAUAUAUCAACCAGCUGUCAGAAAUAGGACUCUCAUUGAUUGUUCGGAUUUGCAUCUCACAAAGCUUCCACUCAUGCUUCCUGAUUAUAAUGUGUUAGAGGUUGAUUUAUCAAAUAACAGCCUACACAAUCUGACAAACCAGUUUAGUCACAUACAUAAACAUGGACGAAAUAUUAAAAACUACUUCGAGCGUAUUCGUUUAUUUAAUGUUUCAAACAACCAUAUCCGAAUAUUACCACGCUCAAAUUUGUUUCAGUUAAGGGAAGCAGAAAUCGAUUUUAGAGGAAACAAUAUUUAUUCAUUACAUAGAUCUAUUGCGGACUUAAACCCUUGCAACAUUUAUCUAGACACCAUAGAGAUGCAAUGUGAAUGUGAAGAUAUUUGGUUGCAACAAUGGCUUCCUAAGAGUGAUUCUAAAUGUAACAAAAAUGUACAAGUGUUGUGCCGGUUCAAAGGACAAUUAAUUUCCAUACAGAAUAUGACAAGGAAAGACCUUGGAUGUAGAAUACCGGAUACUAAUGUUAUAUGGAUAAGUACAGUUAUCGUUGCAGUGUUUAUUACUGUCGUUUUACUGUCAGCAAGUAUAUUUUCCUUUCGAUUCGAGAUAUUUAUAAUUGGACGGAAAUUCAUAAAAUAUUUCAGGGGAAAUUCUUAUCCUUUGACAUUGUUUUACGACGUAUAUAUUGCGUGCAAUGAAGAAGAUGAAAAGAUUCGUCUGUGGCUAACAACGCAUUUACUGCCUACUCUAGAGGUGAACAACAUGCUAAAGGUGUUUUGGCCCUGCAGAGAUAGUGAAAUAGGAGUACCUCGCGAAGAAGAAAUGAUACAAGUGAUGUCCCAUACUCAAACCUUUAUCAUCAUUUUGAGUGAAGAGUAUAAAGGACCUGUUCGAUGGAAUGAAAAAGAAUGGAAACAUGCCUGGCACAAUUAUACACGUGAUCUGAACAGGGAAAUUAUUAUUGUUAAUUACGAUUUACUGGAAGCAAAUGAAAUCGCAAAGCAAUAUUUGGGAGCCUUUCUCCGAAUUGGACAAUUUAUUGAUUUUUCUAAUCACAAGAAGUCGAUAGAGGACGAAAUAGCCUCCUUAUUUACAAAACAAGAUAAAAAGUUAAAAAAACCUGCUAGCAAAAAAUGUACUCAUUCCCAAAUAAAUGACGAAAAAUUCCCAUUUCUUAAACAUUAUCCUUUAUAUUCAGAGUUUCGAUGUAAGAAAUAGCAGAUAUACAUUCGAUAUUGUAUAAUUUAUCCUUGACAUAUCAUAUGCUAUACAUAAAUAAUUAUAAACCUUUUUCUAAAAGUUCUUUCUCCAAUUCUGUUUCAGGAGACACAUAUUUUUUUUAUUUUGUGUUUGCAUUAAACUUGGGUCUUUUCCAAAUGAUAAAUAGGUUCAAUUUAAAAGGAAGACUUCCUGGUCUAUUUUUAAAUGGUUAACUACUUCAAAAAAGUUUAAAUUGCGUAUAGUGAUUUAUUAUAUUGCAUGUAAAUAUUUGAAAUAAUGAAAUCAAUAGCUAUUUUGUAAGUGGUUUUAAAAUUAACAAGUACAUAACAAAAUUGUAAAUGAGGCCCUUCAUGGAUGUACCUGUUUAUCGUCGUUCAUAGAUUUUUGCAAUGUUAGCAUUUGUAAAUAAACUCAUUAUAUAUA